Molecule: messenger RNA, 2565 nt
Organism: Rangifer tarandus platyrhynchus (Svalbard reindeer)
Lineage: Eukaryota; Metazoa; Chordata; Mammalia; Artiodactyla; Cervidae
Source: the annotation of a GenBank genome assembly
AUGGCUCUCCGUCUGAUCGCCGACUUCGAUCUCGGAAAGGACGUGCUCCCGUGGCUGCGGGCGCAGCUGGCGGCGUCAGCGGCCGCCGGGGCCGGAGGCGGCGGCCCAGGUGUUUUAGAAAACAAUUAUGAGUGCUUACGUGUACUAAAUGUUGAAAGAAACAGAAAUAUUAUUUAUACCUGUAAGGACGAUAAGGGAAAUGUCUUCUUUGGAUUGUAUGAUUACCAAACCAAACAAAAUGAGCAUCUCUAUACAUUUGAGAAAGAUUUGCAAGUUGUCAGUUGCUCAGUCAACAGGGAGAAAACUUUGCUGGCUACAAGUUUAGUUCAAGCUGCUAAAGAAGGAAAGAGUAAUGAGCUUCAACCAGGAUCAAAGUGCUUAACUCUGUUGGUUGAGAUCCACCCCAUUAACAAUGUGAAGGUUCUAAAAGCAGUGGAUAGCUAUAUUUGGGUACAGUUCCUCUACCCACAUGUUGAAAGUCACCCUCAACCAGAGAAUCAUCUGUUACUGCUUUCAGAAGAGAAAUAUAUUGAACAAUUUCGUAUCCAAGUUGUCCAAGAAGAUGGAAAUCGAGUGGUAAUUAAAAAUUCUGGCCAUCUCCCAAGAGAGAGAGUAGCCGAAGAUUUUGUUUGGGCUCAGUGGGAUAUGUCAGAGCAGAGAUUAUACUAUAUUGAUCUGAAGAAAUCAAGGAGUGUCUUAAAAUGCAUCCAGUUUUAUGCUGAUGAGCACUUUAAGUUAAUGUUUGAAGCACCCUUGGAUAUAUCAUUAAGUGACUCAGGAUUCAAACUUGUCAACUUUGGAUAUAGUGAUCUUCAAGACCAAGAGGAAUUAUCCAAACACCUGACCUUAUGUGUUUUUACCAACCAUACAGGAAGUUUGUGUGUAUGUUACUGCCCGAACUUUGACUCUUGUGAACAAAUCACAUAUUCCGUGUUCUACUUUCAUAAAGGGCACAGCAAGACCUUCACAACUACUCCUGGGAGUGUUGACUCAUGUGUGACAAAGGGCAUUACUUUUCUCAACCUUGACUAUUACGUGGCCGUUUACUUACCUGGUCAUUUCUUUCAUCUCCUUAACAUUCAACAUCCAGACCUGAUCUGCCACAGUCUGUUUCUGACAGAGAACAGUGAAGUGAUUGAUAUGCUACCUCAUAGUCCUUUACAGUCACUGUCAGGGUCUCUGGUCCUGGAUUCGUGUUCUGGAAAGCUCUACAGGGCGCUCCUCAACCAGUCAUAUUUAUUGGAGUUCCUGUGGAACACCCGGCUGGACUGUGAGAGGAUGGCCUUGCUUCACUGUGUGCUCUCAUGUGGCCGAGACCCACGACGACUGGAAGCCAAGAUUAUUCAGUGGAUUUCUGAGAACAUCUCUGCCUGCCAUUCAUUUGACCUCAUUCGGGAAUUUAUAAUUGCUUCUUCAUAUUGGAGCAUUUAUCCAGAGACAAGUAACAUGGAUAAACUUUUGCCAUAUUCCUCACUGCUCACUUGGGAUACAGAAAUUCCUGGAAUAACCCUUGUGACAGAAGAGAUUCCGUUGCCUCUUAUGAAGGUGCAUCGCUUUAAGGGCUACUGGGAAAAACUGAACUCCAACCUGGAAUAUGUUAAGUACUCCAAGCCACACUUAUACUAUAACAACAGCGUGGUCAGGAGAGAGUGGCACAACCUGAUCUCCGAAGAGAAAACAGGAAAAAGAAGGUCUACGGUGUAUGUGAGAAAUAUUCUUGAUAAUGCAAUAAAGGUGAUUUCUAACCUAGAAGCAAAGAAUUUGGAGCCAAGAUUAACACCCCUCUUCCAGGAGGAAGACAACCACCAGCAGCUGCUUAUCGGGCUGAUGGUGUCUGAACUAAGAGACCAUCUUUUGAGACAUCUACAGGGUGUGGAAAAGAAAAAAAUUGAACAGAUGGUUCUGGACUACGUUUCAAAACUGCUGGAUCUCAUUUGCCAAAUACUGGAAGCCAGUUGGAGGAAACAUAAUCUUCAUCCCUGGGCUCUCAACUUCAAUAGACAGGCGAGUGCUGCUGAAUUUGCGGUCUUUCACAUUAUGACCAGGAUUUUGGAAGCUACUAACACUUUGUUUUUACCCCUGCCUCCUGGUUUUCACACUCUGCACAUGAUCCUUGGCGUCCGCUGUCUGCCUUUGCAUAACCUGCUGCAUUACAUUGAUCACGGAGUGUUACUUCUCACAGAAGCAGCUGUCACAAGGCUCAUGAAAGAUCUGGACAAUACAGAGAAAAAUGAAAAACUAAAAUUCAGCAUCAUUAUGCGGCUUCCUCCGCUUACAGGUCAGAAGAUCUGUCGACUUUGGGAUCAUCCUGUUAGUUCUAAUAUUAUUUCCCGGAACCAUGUAAAGCGACUGCUUCAGAACUACAACAAACAGCCCUGGAGUUCUGUAAUGGACAAGUCAUCAUUCAGUGUAGAAUUUCUGCCUCUGAACUACUUCAUUCACAUCCUGACAGACAUCGAGUCUUCCAGUCCAGCUCUAUAUGCUUUUGAAGGACAUGACAAUGUGGACGCAAAAUUUGUAGAGGAAGCAGCUCUGAAACACACCGCAAUGCUUUUAGGAUUAUAA